AUGGAGCAACGCCCCAUAAUCACCUGGGCCUUUGUGCUGUUGUUCCUGGCAUGCUGCCGAGGAACGCAAUCAGCGACAGUCGGUGACGGGCUGCGCGUGGCGUUGAUCGGCGAUUUUGGUUCUGGAGAUGCCAACGAGCUUGCCGUCUCCAAGCUCGUGAAGGGUUGGGAGACGGAAUCACCGCUG
Messenger RNA from Monoraphidium neglectum, 186 nucleotides. RefSeq lists its product as hypothetical. The annotation marks the transcript as partial. The transcript has a single exon. The record is from RefSeq and is a predicted model, not a curated record. Lineage: Eukaryota; Viridiplantae; Chlorophyta; Chlorophyceae; Sphaeropleales; Selenastraceae.